AUGAUCAUAAGGGACGGCAUCAUCCAAUACGUUGGUCCUGAGGCAAACCUGGAGGUGGAAGCUGCCAAAGCCGCCGGCGCUACGCUCAAAGACCUAGGCAAUCACACUGUUCUCCCGGGAUUCAUCGACGGCCACUUGCACAUUCUGCUGCUUGGACAGUCGCUUACCAAGGUUGGCUUGGAGGCAUGCAAGAACUUGGAGGACAUUCGAGCAGAGAUCAAACAAUAUGCGGUGGCUCAUCCAGAUGUACCCCGUAUCUUCUGCCGGGGCUGGAUGCAUAGCAUGACGCCCGAGGGCGUCGAUUCCACUCUACUGGAUGACCUGGAUGAGAGGCCGAUCUUUGUUGAUACCAAAGACUUGCACUCGACAUGGUGCAACACAGCAGGCCUGGAUGAGGUUCGUCGUGUCAUGAAUAUUGCGGCCGAUGCCCCAGAUCCUGCGGGAGGAACUUUCCAGCGCGGCAAAGACGGCAAACUCAACGGCGUCUUCAACGAGAGCGCUGUUUUCGAGUACAUCUGGCCCUUUACGGCAAAGGUGGCGUCCAUCAAGGAGCGCAAGGAGGCUAUCAAGGCUGCGAUCAAGGCGUUCAACGCCGCUGGCUACACGGGAAUGGUCGACAUGGCCAUGGACGAGACCAUAUGGGAGCCUCUGAUUGCUCUGCGGAACGAAGAAGGACUAGGGGGCAUGCGAAUUGCUGCGUACUGGCUCAUGAAGCCGAGUGACUCCCUGAAGGAUGUGAUUCCGCAGCUUGAUCGUGCAAUUGAGCUCGCAGGACAAUACAACUCGCGCACAACUCCAGACUGCCGCAUCGUCGGUAUUAAAGUCAUUUGCGAUGGCAUCAUUGAUGCAUGCACCGCCUCGCUGACGCAGCCGUAUUCAACGGGGACAAGUCCUGACCCGAUCUGGUCCGAAGACUUUCUCAAUCCCAUCGUGUCUAAGGCUCAUGCCGCAGGACUCCAGGUUGCGCUGCAUGCCAUUGGCAACCGGACGAUACGCAUGGCGAUUGACGUCUUGGAGAAGAAUACGGCCCGCUCGCGUCGUCCGAGGAUUGAGCAUCUUGAGGUUUCCGACGCAGAAGAUGCGGCGCGCCUAGGCAAGUUGGGAAUCACCGCCUCGAUUCAGCCAGUUCACUCAGAUCCCGCCAUUCUGCGAGCCUGGCCAAGACUGAUCGGAGACCAUCGCUGCAAGAGAGCCUUUGCAUACCGCGAGUUUGCGGACGGAGGCGCUCCUCUGGCUCUUGGCUCAGACGCACCAACAGCACCCCAUCUGCCCAUCCCCAACAUGUACGUGGCCACGACGAGAAGAUCGUACCGCGAGCCUGGCCUGGAGACUGUGGUCAAUCCCGAGUUUGCGCUCACGGUAUGCCAGAGCGUCGUGGCGGCGACGCAUGGAUCGGCGUACUCGGUUUUCGCGGAUGAGUGGACGGGGAGCUUGAGAAAGGGGCUCAAGGCGGAUUUCGUGAUCUGCGAUGUCGAGCUCGAGGCGGAGAGGUUGAUCAGGGGCGUCGUGAAGGAGACUUGGUUUGAGGGAACGCAGGUCUACAGGGCAUAG
This is a messenger RNA of Trichoderma citrinoviride, 1551 nucleotides long. Its product is annotated as amidohydrolase 3. Bases 1 to 1551 code for a protein of 516 amino acids. The transcript has a single exon. The record is from RefSeq and is a predicted model, not a curated record. NCBI's taxonomy places the organism in Eukaryota, Fungi, Ascomycota, Sordariomycetes, Hypocreales, Hypocreaceae. Gene Ontology annotation, molecular function: hydrolase activity, acting on carbon-nitrogen (but not peptide) bonds.